AUGCCGCUGCCCCGUCGGAAAAACUGGUUCUUCGAGCUGUUUGGUGUGAUCGAGCCGGCCUAUGGCAACGUCCGGGGGCUUUUUGAGAUGACAGAGCGGAAUGGACUUGUUAGCUUGAAGAGCUUGAGUAAUGGCCGAAGCUACCAGGCGGGUGCCUUUUCAACUCCUUCUCUGCGCUCUCUUCGCCAAAAAAAUGCCGCCCUGCUUAGCACUGAACGCAUGGUUACCAUCAAGCAUGUAGUCGUUGGUGAUAUUCUGCAACACCAUGCGGAACCGCAGUACAAGCAUGCAACGUUCCAGGCAGCAUCGCAGUUCAACUGUCUCGAAUUUUCCCACCCCGAGGCUCUUCCUGAACGUGGCGUUACCAUCUAUGAGUCAGACUUUACACAAGGGCCAGCCUGCAGCAUCGCGUGCGGUCCCGCCACCGUUUAUCGCGAUCCAUAUGUGACGAUUCGCAACGGCUACACACAUGCCACCAACAAGAGCCUGGCCCGCCUCAACGCCGAUCACACGCCAGCGAGUCUGGAACAGGCGAUGGAGGAGCUUAAGAUUGGUGUGCAAGCCGACACGCAGGUUGUGUUCAAGGAUCGCAACACCACUCUUGAUGAUCCCGACCAAAUCGUGACUCAGUGCUUCUGUUCUGCGCUGAGCUGCGGCUACACCUAUGGCUCGCUCGAUGCCUGGUCUAACGUGGCGUGUGCCGUUUUGAAUGCUUCUCACUGCAUCGCGGCAGUCAUCCAUGUCAACAUGUGUCUCAAGAGGUGUGCUUGCAACAUAUCUCGCCUCUUAGCCUCGUACGAAUGCACGCUGUGGGCAGCGCUGGCCAAUGCUGACCGUCAUGCACGGGCAGAUGGUGCUAACAAGGUGGUGCUCACCAUGAUCGGAGGCGGGGUGUUUCGUAAUCGAGAUGAAUGGAUUGCCGAUGCCAUUGGUCGCGCCGCUGCCAAGCUUCGCUACUCGGGACUCGAG
This is a messenger RNA of Monosiga brevicollis MX1, 969 nucleotides long. RefSeq lists its product as uncharacterized. Lineage: Eukaryota; Choanoflagellata; Craspedida; Salpingoecidae. The record is from RefSeq and is a predicted model, not a curated record. The transcript has 11 exons. The annotation marks the transcript as partial.